Molecule: messenger RNA, 3849 nt
Organism: Punctularia strigosozonata HHB-11173 SS5
Lineage: Eukaryota; Fungi; Basidiomycota; Agaricomycetes; Corticiales; Punctulariaceae
Exons: 11
Coding region: 1-2196 (731 amino acids)
Biological process (GO): magnesium ion transmembrane transport; intracellular magnesium ion homeostasis
Cellular component (GO): plasma membrane
Molecular function (GO): magnesium ion transmembrane transporter activity
Source: RefSeq, a predicted model, not a curated record
AUGACACCUGGAAUUGAAAACGCCGACCCCGUUACCUUCUCCGACGACCAUGGGCUUGCUGCUGUCCAUAACCUUGCUGAUUUCGACGACGACGACAUCUAUAGAGGAGAACCUCCUACAGCACCUUCGCCUCCAUCUCCACGACCUCGUACAACCUCUGUGAGCUCUUCGAGCAGCGGAAGUAGCUCCUCCUUUACUGGCCCUGGCGGUCGGCUGGGUACCCUCGCCGCUGUAGUUGAACAUGCUAUCACCCGAUGGGCUCGAGCCAAUUGGUCAACAUCUUCGAUAGAUUCGACAUCGACCUCUUCCUCAUCUUCCAGCUCGUCCCACUCCGCUAGGACUUUAUCCACGAAACCCGCGCGACCUCGCAGAGGACGGCGAAACUCGGGUCAUGCCACACUGGUCAACGCGCAAUCUGAAAGAAAUGUAGUCGAAUCUAUGCGAGUUCGCGAGGAGCUCAGGCAAGCUCCACGCUCGUUUGCCUUGUAUUUGCCUCCGUCCUUGACCAACGUCAUUCCCUUGCCUGACGGCUCCAUUAAUGACCAUAUGAUUCGGACCGAUUCGCUCCCCGACAUCAUCUCUCGUCUAGACUCAGCGCUCAAGCGUUCGGGGCGGUUACGCCGGGUGCAAGAACGUGAACGCGCCAGACAAACCUUGGACGCAUCUCCCACGUCAAAUCCCCCUUCUACAUCGCGGGAUCGGACGCCGCAAUCCAGGCAGCCAAACAUGCUCCCAGACGCGGGACGAAUUCGCAGAAUGCGGAAAGGCAAGGACAAGGAAGGGUUGUCCCCCGUGUCGCAAUACGUACAAUCGAUGGCCCAGCAUCAUUCCACCCAAUUGUAUCUUACACCGGAUAUCUCCUCACCCGACGUCGCAAGCCGGAAAGCCUGGUUUCUCGAUAUCACGAGCCCCAAUUCUCAAGACAUGCGUUCCCUUGGCAAGCUCUUGCACAUCCAUCCCCUCACACUUGAGGAUAUUCUUCAACAAGACCCCCGGGAGAAACUGGAAUUCUUUCCGAAACUUGGUUACUAUUUUAUUGUGUUUCGGGCGAUAGAGGGCCAGAAGACCCGUGAUAGGUUCCGGCAAGUACGCCAUAGAGAAGGCGAUCACACACCCCUGGAGGAUCAUAGUGUCCUUGGACAAAUCAGUGUGUACCUGGUGGUCUUUAGAGAAGGUAUCUGCGUGUUCCACUUCUCGGACAUUACAGAGCACACGGAUCGCGUACGUAACAAACUCAUACUGCUAGAUCAAACUCAUGGCAGUUCCGCAGAUUGGGUAGCGCACGGGAUUCUCGAUUCGAUCGUCGACGACAUAUUUCCUUUCACCGACGAACUCGAGAGCGAAGUGGCUGCCAUUGAGCAGAUCGUGACGUUAGGUGUCGAUGAGACCCUUUCUAGUCCAUCGAGCGACCCGCGUGCUGCUUCUUCAUCUACUUCAAGUUAUUCUACUCAACAUAAUUGGGACCAAGAGGAGAAGUUUACUCGUGACUCCACGGAUGGUGCAUUUAUCUCCGAUAUCGAGAAGCAGAAACCCUCGGCACGAGCGCAUUUUGCCCUUCCGAGUCCAACAAUUCGACAAAUCAUCCGGCGAUUUUGCAGUGCCCUUCGAAUGAAGUUGUCAAUGCCUGUCUAUGGAAACCUUCGUAGACCGCUCGAUGAGAGCUCGACGACCCUAACCCUCCGGCGAAUGGCAAGGACACGCAGACUCGUCACCAAUUUGACACGUCUCCUUGCUACCAAGACAGAGGUUAUAGCAGGUAUACAGAAACGUCUUCUAUCCGUAGACGCCCGUGGGCCUGGUUCGGAGGAGAUCGCGAUCUAUUAUGGGGAUGUACAAGACCACAUUUUAACUCUGCAGCAAUCUUUGAUUCACUAUGAGCGUAUGCUAAGCCAGUCGUAUCCUACUUACCUCACGCAAUUGCGCCUAUCGGCCUCCAACCUCAACUCGAGGCUGGACAGAGUCCUUGUGUUCCUCACGACGGUCACUGUAGGCGUGUUCUGUAUCCAGCCUCUCGUCGCCUUAUUCUCGAUCAACGUCAAGAUACCAGCCAACGGGCUGACACCAGGACAUCCAACUAUCGUCUUCCCGAUAAUCAUCGUUGGUGCCUUGCUCGAAAUCAGCUUCUAUCUGGUGGUGGUCAGGUGGUGGUGGAAGAAAGCCAAACGUAGACGGGGCCGACGGCAAGCAUUACGAUAGAAGAUUGUUAACGACAUCGUACUGAUCUAAUACAUAUGAUACAUUUCACGACUAUGUACACGGUAAUCCAUGCCAAAAAAACCCUCGAAGUCGUCCUUACAUCGGUGCGGUUACGUUUGGUUUUCCAUGGAGUUGCUGUACAACUCUCUUCGUUUCCUCCAAGACAUUAUUCACUUUAGCUCGUAGCAUCCGAUUCUUUUCCUCGAGCUGAAUCUCGAAUUGUCCAAGCGCUGCUUCUUGCUCGAGUAGCGCAUUCUCCUCGAGUUGCAGUUUAUCAAGCUGACCGCGGAGCCACGUGAGCGAUUCGUUCAUCUUGAGACGUUGACCCGUGAUCUCUUCCAAACGUUCCUUGAAAAUGCCGCGGAUUUCUUGACGUUCCUGGUCAGCUAGUUCGACCUCACGGGCUGCCAAUUCAAAUUGCGACUGGUCCAUGGCCCAAGCGACAUUCUUGGCUUGACUGACGUAGCUCAUACGCCCCAAGCUGCCCGACCUCUUGAGACUGCUUCGCCUGCGGGUAAGACCCGGUCGCGAGACUAUGGAGGCGUCAUCAUCACCGGGGCCUCCUUGUGGCUGCAUGGAUUCACCAGUCGGCUGCGGAGCUGGCAUGUUCAUCUGAGGUUCUGCAAUAGGCAUUUGCGUGGGAAAGCCGGAAGCGUCCAUCGUCGCGGGUGGGUGAUGAUACGGGUGAGGUAAAGGCUCUGGAGAUCUUACUGUACCAGGCAGCGGCACGGUAUUUCCAGUGUAUUGUGGCCGUAGAUGUCCGGAGUGUUGUGGUUGUAUAUUAGCGUAUUGUGUCGGAGCAUUGUCUGUAUACUGCUGCUGCAUGCCGGGAUGGAACUGGGCGGAGGGGUCUGGUAUCGGUGUAUAGGUGCGUGUUGGCUCGAGAACUGGGGACAGACGAUCAGAAUGGGCUGUCAUAAAUCGUUGAUUAUGCGCAGCGUCCGAACCAGCGUCGGAUGAGGAAGUUGGCGAGAGCGGGAAAACGGAUGGAGGGACCAGCGGCGGCUCCGGCGCGCUUAAACGCUGCUGUUGAUCCCAGACAGGAGUGGUGGUAGUCGUUCGCAUGGACAUGCGCUUGCUAUCGCGUCGCCCAUCCCCCUGAGAAACACGAGGCGCUUUCUCCUGUUGCGUUAGGUCUGGUUUGCCUAUCUUGGCACCCUGGUCCUUGAGCCACCGUUCCAUUUCUUUCAAGCGAAAAUCGGGUGGGGCGUAUACGGUGCGAAAGGACAGUGUAGGCGCCUGAGCAGGGUUCGUAUUGGCUAAACGUUGACAUUUGCGGAUCAUGCGAUCUUUAAGGUGCCGGAUUGCCAUUAUACGCUUCCAAGAGGCCGAUGGACCAUACGCAAGCUCGUCCUUCUCCAUUUGAAGAAGCUGGGAGUACAGCAGUGCCGUGCGAGGCGGUAGCAACACCUUCAGCUCGUUCGGUGUGUCAGUACACUGAAUGUAUCUCCAUCCUGUCCGCGUUCCUGAUUCGUGGGGCUCUAGCUGCCCACGAACCGGGCUAGCCUGGAAGUAGUGCGCGGGGGGAGCGGUACUGGUUGGGGGCAUAUUGGAAGUGGUGGUUAUGGUAUAAGCGGUGUCCAGUAGACCUCUGGAAAGGCGUGUGGUACACGAGCACGUAUUGUCCGUCCGCUUUACAUACAGAACAGUGUG